AAUGUCAAGGGGCGUUUCGUCUGCGGAACUGAGAGAUGCGGGAACCGUGAAUGGGAGUCAUCUGUUAUCGCCACCAACCUGAGGUUUUCUAAGGUUGGCAACUCCUACAAGGCCACGCUUCAUGCCCAGCAGUGCAAUCGAUGCGAAAAAUAUGCAGAGCCUAUUGUUGAGGUGGAAACCUAUGUUGAACGGGUAGUCUACAUGUUGGACCUAUGGAUGGGUGUUAGAGAAAGGGAGAAGCCCUCUGAAACGAAUAGAAGAGCCAGACGUCCUCAUGAUAGGUCUCGCUGCCAUGGCUGUAAAGUAGGCGAGUGC
Molecule: messenger RNA, 315 nt
Organism: Lobosporangium transversale
Lineage: Eukaryota; Fungi; Mortierellomycota; Mortierellomycetes; Mortierellales; Mortierellaceae
Product: zinc-binding domain-containing protein
Exons: 1
Source: RefSeq, a predicted model, not a curated record